GGGGAGCUGAGCGCUUGGUGCUUCCGGUGCUGCCGCGUGGGGCUCUUUGGCCUGGAAGCCAUCGCCAUGGCGGUCUUUGCUGGCCCAGCCAAGCCGUUCCUGUCGCUAAACCCGCAAGAAGAGGCCAAGUUUCAGAAGGAGGUGGCGCAGGCUCGUCGGCGCGCAACCCAGCGUCAGGAGAAAGAAAAACUGACUCCUGGAGUAAUCUACGUGGGCCACUUACCUCCAGCACUUUACGAAACCCAGAUCCGGGCAUAUUUCUCCCAGUUUGGCACUGUUACAAAAUUCAGACUGUCCAGAAGUAAACGGACUGGAAAUAGUAAAGGCUAUGCCUUUGUGGAGUUUGCAUCUGAAGAUGUUGCCAAGAUAGUUGCCGACACGAUGAACAACUACCUUUUUGGUGAAAGACUCUUAAAGUGUCAUUUUAUACCACCCGAAAAAGUACACGAAGAACUUUUUAGAGAGUGGCAUGUUCCAUUUAAAAAGCCAUCAUAUCCAGCAGUGAAACGGUAUAAUCAGAAUCGGACCCUUCUUCAAAAGCUACAGAUGGAGGAGCGAUUUAAAAAGAAGGAAAAAUUACUCAGGAAGAAAUUAGCUAAAAAAGGAAUUGAUUAUGAUUUUCCUUCACUGAUUUUACGUAAAAAGGAGAAAAGAAAUGCUUCAAACACUGGUCUUCAGAAAUCUACAAAUAGCCAGGUCUUAUCAAAGAAGAAGAAGAAAAAGGGUUCAAAGGUUUCACAUACUCCUACUACUCCUGAGAAGACUGUGGAUAGCCAGGGCCCCACGCCAGUUUGUACGCCAACAUUUUUGGAGAAACGAAAAUCUGAAGUGGCUAAGAUGAACGUUGAUGAUAAAGAUAAUGAAAUAGUUUUCAAACAGCCCAUACCCAGUGUAAAAGAAGAAACACAAGAGACUCGGACACCUACCCGUUCAAGAAAAAAAAGACGAAGGAAAAGCAAUCAGUGAUUCUGAAUGUAUUCUAUUUCUUCUGAAAAAUGUGGUUUUAGUGUGAGGGCUAAUUCUUUGUAUUUAACUAGCUGCAGUGGAGUGCAACCAUUGACAAGAUUCUUAGAGGAAAAACUGUCAGUUCAAGGCCCUACGGAAAGCAGUCAGUAGCUGGUUUACCUGCCCUUGCUGAGAUGCGCGGGUGCCUAGUUUGCCGGAGCCAGGCUCACACUGCCUCUUUGUCCUGGUCCCUAGUUUUCUUUGCAGAUUUCAUAGCUGUCUUUAGUUACUCUGCCUGGAUAGAAAAGUCACCAUUUACUGCAGCUUUCCUUGUUACCAUCAAAUAAAAAAAAUAAAAUCUUGACCAUCUACAUGGUUCUCUGUUGGGCGUGCACCUUUAACCCGUAAGGGCACUUAAACAUUGUGUGCUUCAAACUGGAAGUUACAUUACAUGGAGAGAGAAGUAUAAGUGUGUGAUUACUUUUACCAUGUUUAGUUUUUGAUGGGUUAGCAAGAUUUAAUAACCCAUCAUUUUGUGUGUAUCAUGGAUGUGGGAGUGUAUUUCAAGAAUCAGUGAUCAGCAAAUAAACUUUCUACAAUUCAUUUGUAUGCA
Molecule: messenger RNA, 1558 nt
Organism: Lutra lutra (Eurasian river otter)
Lineage: Eukaryota; Metazoa; Chordata; Mammalia; Carnivora; Mustelidae
Gene: NIFK
Product: nucleolar protein interacting with the FHA domain of MKI67
Exons: 7
Coding region: 67-966 (299 amino acids)
Biological process (GO): maturation of LSU-rRNA from tricistronic rRNA transcript (SSU-rRNA, 5.8S rRNA, LSU-rRNA)
Cellular component (GO): nucleolus
Molecular function (GO): RNA binding
Source: RefSeq, a predicted model, not a curated record